Molecule: messenger RNA, 2609 nt
Organism: Drosophila guanche
Lineage: Eukaryota; Metazoa; Arthropoda; Insecta; Diptera; Drosophilidae
Gene: Mkk4
Product: dual specificity mitogen-activated protein kinase kinase 4
Exons: 5
Coding region: 294-1601 (435 amino acids)
Biological process (GO): MAPK cascade; protein phosphorylation
Molecular function (GO): ATP binding; JUN kinase kinase activity
Source: RefSeq, a predicted model, not a curated record
AAUAAAUCAAUGUUUCAUCUCUAGCUCUUUUGGUUGGGUAUUUAUGUAAAUUACUUAAAAAGUGCAUAAAUGUGCACUUUAACCGUAGAAGAAAAAAGUGUUGAGUUGGACCCACAGGAAAACCAAGCGACGGAAGAAUAUAACGCUUUCUUCGGCCCUUUCAAAGUCUCAGGCGACGUGUUGUAUUCGGGGCGCGGCGCCCUCUGAAAAGACCAGCGACAGACGUCCUUUGGCAACAAAGCAAUAUCAAUACUUUUUGUUCUGCCAGUAUCCCGAAGCAGCCGUCAGUCACAAUGGCCGAGCGACCGAAAAAUUUGUUUGCAACUGGACCCAGUCGCUCGCGCAACCCUCCCGACCAGCUCAGUCUGAACAACCUCAGCAUUCGCCAUCCGCCCUCGUCCACCUCGUCGACUUCGUCCGGGUCUACAUCGUCGGGCUCAAGUUCCUCAUCUCAGCAUAACAAUGUGGCGCUGCGUUUCAGUGCACAGCCCCCGAUAGCCACCAGCAGUGUCAGUGGCGCAGUUGCCAGUGCCGGUGCCUGCGGCGGAGGCGGCACAGCGCCGGCUUCAAGCAGCAGCAGCAGCAGCACGGCUACAGACCGGCAUCGGGAGCGCAUACGCCAGCAGGCCUGCGGCAAGCUACAGUUUGGCGAGGGUGCUGCCAACGCACAUCAGUUUACAUCAGAUGAUCUCGAGGAUGAGGGCGAGAUAGGGCGCGGAGCCUUUGGUGCCGUCAACAAGAUGAUAUUCAAGAAGCUGGACAAGGUUAUGGCAGUGAAGCGCAUCCGCUCCACUGUCGACGAAAAGGAACAAAAGCAACUGCUCAUGGAUCUCGAGGUGGUCAUGAAGUCCAAUGAAUGCAUCUACAUUGUUCAGUUCUAUGGAGCGCUCUUCAAGGAGGGCGAUUGCUGGAUAUGCAUGGAACUGAUGGACACGUCGUUGGACAAAUUCUACAAGUACAUAUUCGAGAAGCAGCAGCGUCACUUGCCAGAGUCUAUUCUCGCCAAAAUCACGGUUGCCACGGUGAACGCGUUGAACUACUUGAAGGAGGAGCUCAAGAUAAUACACCGGGACGUGAAGCCCAGCAACAUCUUACUGCACCGCAGAGGCGACAUCAAGCUGUGUGAUUUUGGAAUAUCGGGACAGCUAGUGGAUUCAAUAGCCAAGACCAAGGAUGCGGGCUGCAGACCCUACAUGGCGCCGGAACGCAUCGAUCCAGAGCGUGCCAAGGGGUAUGAUGUGCGGAGCGAUGUGUGGUCCUUGGGUAUAACUUUGAUGGAGGUGGCGACAGGUAACUUCCCAUAUCGCAAAUGGGACUCGGUAUUUGAGCAGCUGUGCCAGGUUGUGCAAGGCGAACCGCCGCGACUAAUGACCUCAUACAAUGGCAUGGAGUUCUCCAAAGAGUUUGUAGAAUUCGUCAACACUUGCCUCAUUAAAAAGGAGAGUGACAGGCCGAAGUACAGCCGACUGCUGGAGAUGCCCUUCAUACGUCGCGGCGAGACGAGCCACACCGAUGUGGCUGUGUACGUGGCAGAUAUCCUCGAGUCAAUGGAAAACGAUGGCAUAACACAGUUCACGGCCAACCAGCAGGCGGAGAGUUAAUCACCUCGAUGCAAAUUAACUAAGAUUCAGCAACAAAAACACACAACAAACAAAAUGCAAACUAAUCACGGAAGAAGAAACAUAAAAACAUAAGUUGUUGUCUACUCUGUAGCAUUCAUAGUAAACGUAGCGCGUAUCGUAUAUUGUUUUGAAGACAAAAACAAAACUAAGCUAAUGGAAAAGUGUGUAAGCUGAAAGUACAUAGAAUAGAUGUGUGAAUCCAAUCCGCAAGAGAAAGAAACUAUUGUACGGCAAUAAUUUUUGUAUUCGUGCGUUGAAAAUGUGUGAAAAAAUAAAUUCCCAAAUUGUAAUUGUUUAGAAAAAGGUCAGAAAGUAGAGGCGAAAGCUGGCAACACACAUCCCCCCAGAGUAGAUGUCCCUUUACGUUCAGCCAGCGAGCAUUUUAUUUAAAUUCGAACUAUUCGUUUAUCAUUCUUGAUGGCACAUCCGCUGUAAGUGAUACAUUCUGCGUUAUUAAACGAAAAAAACAAAAACCUAAGCAAUGAGAACGGUUUGGUAGGAACGAAAGGAUAAAAUAAACAAAAAUCGAUGAUGGUUCACUACCUAUACGAGUAUAAGCUAAUGGAAACACCAACACGCGACCCAAUGCGUGCAAUAGAAAUAGUUCAACCAUACUAUUAAAUGAUGCAUUAUUUAUUGAGUCGAUUUUGUAAUCCUAUUAUACAUAUACUUUUUUUUAUUUAUUAUUUUGCAUAUGAACAUGAUUGUGAAAAGCUUUAAAUGAUUGGCCAGCGGCUUAAAUGUUUAAAUUUUAGUAGAAAUAAUUGCAGGAAUAUGCAAAAAAUAAUCGCUUAAUAUAUGAAAUAAUUAGCCAGAACACCAACAAAACACACACACACACACACAUCCCCACACCGCUCACACACACACACACACAAACGCUUUUACGCGUAGUAUUUAGUUUUAAGCGAAGCAAAAUAUUUAGCAAAAAGUUACGGCUUCAAGAAGGAAGUCAAGUGAAAAUGAAAAUAAAACAAAUUAAAUGUA